UUCUUCUUUCUUUUGGCAGCAGGUGAGAACAGGAUGGAGAGUUCUGAAUUCACUCCAAAGCAGACCAUUUCUAAAGGAUCAGAGUCAUCUGAUAGGUCACCAGGGGGACUCUUUGGGGUCACUUCUAUGGGACCAGAAGUUGAAGAUGUCUGUGAAGAUACUUUGAGAAAGCUGGAAGGGCAGCCCUCAGAUGAAGAGGGGAACAGUUUGGAAAUCAAUUUUUUGGAAAUAACAGAUGAGGAUAAGAAGAACUCCACAAAAGACAGAUGUGAGGAUUAUAAGGAAGUAGGGGAACAUCCAAAUCUGUGCCCCAGUCCUGAGGAAUAUCAAGGAGUCCCAAAGGGACAGAAAUUCUUUCAGUGUGAUGAAGGUGGCAAAGUGUUCAAUUGGAGUUCACACCUCAUUGGCCACCAGAGAAUCCACACUGGAGAGAAACCCUAUGAGUGUAAUGAGUGUGGUAAGACCUUCAGGCAGACCUCCCAGCUAAUUGUUCACCUCAGAACUCACACUGGGGAAAAACCCUAUGAAUGCAGUGAGUGUGGGAAGACCUAUCGGCACAGCUCCCAUCUCCUUCAACACCAGAGACUUCAUAAUGGGGAGAAACCCUAUAAAUGUAAUGAAUGUGCAAAAGCUUUUAAUCAGAGUUCCAAACUAUUUGAUCACCAGAGAACCCAUACUGGGGAGAAACCUUAUGAAUGCAAGGAAUGUGGGUCAGCUUUUAGUCGGAGUAAAAAUCUUGUCCGACAUCAGGUCCUUCACACUGGUAAGAAACCUUACAAGUGUACUGAGUGUGGGAAAGUCUUCUGUUCUAACAGAAAUCUUAUUGAUCAUCAGAGGAUCCACACUGGAGAGAAGCCUUAUGAAUGUAAUGAAUGUGGCAAGGCCUUUAGUCGGAGUAAAUGUCUUAUUCAACAUCAGAGCCUCCACACUGGGGAGAAACCACACAAAUGCAGUGAAUGUGGGAAAGCCUUCAGUCAGAUUUGUCAGCUUGUUGACCAUGAGCGAAUUCAUACCGGAGAAAAGCCCUUUGAAUGUAGUGAGUGUGGUAAGGCUUUCAGUCUGAGUAAGUGCCUUAUUCGGCACCAGAGGCUUCACACAGGUGAAAAACCCUAUAAAUGCAAUGAGUGUGGAAAAUCUUUCAAUCAAAAUUCAUACCUCAUUAUACACCAGAGAAUCCACACUGGUGAAAAGCCCUAUGAAUGUCAUGAGUGUGGGAAGGUAUUCAGUUACAGCUCCAGCCUUAUGGUACAUCAGAGAGCCCAUACUGGGGAAAAGCCCUACAAAUGCAAUGAUUGUGGGAAAGCCUUUAGUGACAGUUCACAGCUUAUUGUGCACCAGAGAGUUCACACUGGAGAGAAACCUUAUGAAUGUAUUGAAUGUGGGAAAGCUUUUAGUCAGCGUUCCACUUUUAAUCACCACCAGCGAAUUCACACUGGUGAGAAACCCUCAGGUCUGUCUCACUCAGCAUCAUAAGGCAUGG
Molecule: messenger RNA, 1480 nt
Organism: Marmota monax (woodchuck)
Lineage: Eukaryota; Metazoa; Chordata; Mammalia; Rodentia; Sciuridae
Product: zinc finger protein with KRAB and SCAN domains 7-like
Exons: 1
Coding region: 34-1473 (479 amino acids)
Biological process (GO): negative regulation of transcription by RNA polymerase II
Molecular function (GO): DNA-binding transcription repressor activity, RNA polymerase II-specific
Source: RefSeq, a predicted model, not a curated record